AUGGGUCGUUUUCAAGUCCGUUCGGCCUUGGCAUCCGAUUCCAUCGAAACAUCCGCUGCGCCGGCAUCCUCUCCACUUUCAACAUCCUCAUCCAGCUCCAGCACCAGCACCAACUCCAUCAAUGCGGCGCCGGCUUUUGGCAAGGCUUAGAGGGUUUUGGGCUUGGAUUCGGGAAGAGAGUCGACGUUUGUCGGAGAAUUGAUGUUUGUCGGACAAUUGAUGUCUGCAGGUCGUCAGGGAAGAGGUUUGAGAGACAUCUGAUGUUGUUUUUUCUUCAUUGUUGUUUUUCAUUUUCUUAUGACAGACGAAGGAAGUUUAGCCAUUUCAUUUCUUUGCUGUUCAAGAGUGACUUGUUGUUUUACAUUCAACACUUUUUGAUUGCUAGAAUAUGAAAUGUGCUUUCUUGGUGUGCCCUCACAUGAUGACUACCCCAGAGUGCUGACAAGUUGUAGAUUCUUAGUUCUUAUUAUUUGUUCUUUAGAAUUAGAAUUUCUUUCAAUUCAUGAUUUUUGUACAACCUGGUAGAAGCUGUGACUCAUUCUCAGCGUUAGCAGUUGUUCUAAAUAAGUGAUUCAUUCGCCAUUAUUGAAUGAUUGGCUGAUUUUCCAUAAAGGAUACUGACUAAUGGCUUUUGAGAGAUUUUCUGCUGUGCCUCAAAAAUUCUUGAUCUGAUAAUCUUAUCUUGUUCGUUUGUUACAGCACCAGGAGUUUUCUUGAACUAUUAUAAAAUAGAAUCUGUGACUAUGUACCCCGUUAAAGACCGAGCUCUUCCCCUACGAUCGUUGGUUGGACAAGAUAGAAGGAGACCUGAGACGCCGCGCGAUCAAUCUCAAAAAAAAUCCUCUUAA
Amoebophrya sp. A25 is the source of this 848-nucleotide messenger RNA. The record is from the annotation of a GenBank genome assembly. Lineage: Eukaryota; Dinophyceae; Syndiniales; Amoebophryaceae.